Mauremys reevesii (Reeves's turtle) is the source of this 3836-nucleotide messenger RNA. RefSeq names its product lysosomal associated membrane protein 2 (gene LAMP2). Lineage: Eukaryota; Metazoa; Chordata; Testudines; Geoemydidae. Bases 77 to 1369 code for a protein of 430 amino acids. The record is from RefSeq and is a predicted model, not a curated record. The transcript has 9 exons. Gene Ontology annotation, cellular component: membrane.
CUCCCCAUCAUAUGACCGGCCUUGCGCUCUCGCUGCGCCCGUCUGUUCGUCUCGCAGGGCCCCGCCGCUGGUGAAUAUGGCGACGCGCAGCCCCUGGCCGCGGCCCCUCAGCCUGCCCUGCUGCUGCCUCCUGCUCCUCGCGCUCGGCGGCCCCGGUUUUUUCCAGUCACAUGCAGUGGAAGUAAAUGUGAAAGAUCUCUCCAAUAAUACGUGCAUAUAUGCAGAAUGGAUGAUGAGCUUCUUGAUAAAAUAUGAAACAAACAGUAGUGAAUAUAAAAAUGCAACCUUAAAACCAUCUACCAAUGUAACACAUGACGGAAGCACCUGUGGCAAUAACACACAUGCCCCACUACUAGCAAUACAAUUUGGAGCAGGUCACUCUUGGAGUAUCAACUUUACUAAGACUAAUGAAACUUAUCAGGGAAACAUCAUCUCAUUUACUUAUAACACCAAUGAUGCAGUCUUUAAAGAUGCUAAAACAAAAGGACCAAUUACUAUUGUUGUAAAGGACCCUAUGCAUCCAGUCCAACUGAAUACUGUCUACAAAUGCCAUCACCUUGACUCUAUUGAAGUGGCAAAUGUCUCUCUGUUCUUCUGGAAUGUCACUCUGCAGGCUUUUGUUCAAAAUGGCACUGUUAGUAAAAAUGAUUCUACAUGUGAAGCUGAUAAAUCUACUGUUGCACCUACCACUGUUGCCAACUUAACUACUGCACCUAUCACUACUGCUUCAUCACCUCUGCCAACUACAACGUCUAAACCAGUGGAGAAACCACUCAUUGGAAACUAUUCUCUUAAAGAUGGCGAUAAAAUCUGUCUUCUGGCUACAAUGGGGCUGCAACUGAAUGUCUCUCAAGAGAAGCCUGUUUUGAUUAACAUCAACCCAAAGACCACUAACGUCACUGGUAGCUGUGGCAACACAUCUGCUAUUCUGCGCUUGAAUGACAGCAACAAGAGGUUUAUUGAUUUCACCUUUGCUGUUAAAAACACAAGUGCAAACACACAAAGAUUCUAUCUGAAAGAAGUGAACAUCACCCUGAUCAGCUCUAUAAAUGGUUCUGAACCUUUAAAUGCUGGAAACAACAACCUCAGCAUUUGGGACACCUUCCUGGGCAGUUCCUACAUGUGCCAAAAAGAGCAGACUGUUUUGGUGACUGAAGAUCUUCAAAUACAUACUUUUGAUCUAAGGAUUCAGCCAUUCAAAGUACAAGACAACAAGUAUUCUAAAGCUGAAGAAUGCUUUGCAGAUUCUGACCUGAACUUUCUUAUCCCCAUCGCAGUGGGUGUGGCGCUUGGCUUCCUUAUCAUUCUUGUCUUUAUCUCUUAUGUCAUUGGAAGAAGGAAAAGUCGUACUGGCUAUCAAUCUGUAUAAUCUUUUCAUGCUGCCUCUGCUGCUUUUUUUCCCUUAACAGAAGUUAUUAGUUCAUGGUUUUCUUUGACUAGAUAUAUUAAAAAACAAAGGAUAAUGUAUUUGUGCAUAUGAUUGUGAGAACAAAUUUAGGCUCGCCUGAAGCUACUGUAAGGCUUUGGAGUAAAGUAAAACUGCUCCAGGAAACACGUAUGAUCAAUAUUUGUCCCCUGGGCAACGUGAUUAUCUUAGGCCUUUUCAGUCAAAUAAGGAUGCAUCUUACUCGCAGCAUUUUUAUCUCUAUUCUUUUGCAUAAUAUCACAGCUGGUGAGCGAGUUUUUAUUUUGUAUGCAGCUACUCAGUUUAUUUCCUAUAAUGCUGAGGUUAAAAAAAAAAAAAAAAACCUGCUAGAGGGUUGAAUGCUGUGUAGUGAAGGAUUGUAUAUACUGUUGGAAAGAGAUGCAAAAUCCUUCCUAGCAUUCAGUUAGAAGCAAACUUACCACUGCUGCCUUGUUUCUAUUUUUCAUGUAGCUGCUUGUUCUCCAGGGUUAGCUUAAAGCUGCUUUUACUGUUGCAUCCAAAGGUGGUUCUUGAUCCUACAAUAAGUCACCCAGAAGUUCCUUCUCUUAGUAACUAGUGUAUUUAAUAUCACUGUGGAAAGGAUUAUCUUUUAUUAAGUGUAAGAGGGGAGUGGGUGAGAUCUAGUAUAACAAUUUACCCAAGAAUAGAAGAACCUGACCUUAGUGAACAGACAAAGCUUUUAAGGAAGCCUUAGCUAUCCUGUGUCUUUUGUCCAAAGAGCACAGUGUUAAGCAUUUUCUGUUUGCUAACCAAAAAGUGGUUCUGCUCUCUGACUUUAACUGAGCCUAUGGUUGGGCGAAUGGGAAUACUUUGAGUUCACUGGGUCCAAGUUUUCAUUCUGUCUAUGUAAGGGAAGGAUAAUCUAGACCUCUCAUCCUGUAUUUCAGUUGAAGGAAUUGGCCUAACUGUAAACCUCUCUUUAACUCCACAGAGGUGUGCUCUUACUCUAUUUUCCAAAGUAGUUAGUAUGCAAAAUGGUGAUUGUAAAGGAUGAGGUUAUAGAAAACCACAGUAAAAGAAAGUGACCCCACCAAAGAAUGGGAUGGUAUGUUGGAUCCAGUCAAAUGCCCUCCCCUAUCAUUAAUAUUGUCAUACACUUUGAAGGGCCUCUGUUCCAUGUUUAGGCCUUAGCAGGAUGGAAGCUAGUUAUCUUGGAUUAAAUUCUGCCACCCCUGAAUGGGUACAUUGGGACAGGAGCAUCUUCCUCCUUGGGACCCUUUGAUGCUGACCUGCAGAAGCUAGUCCUACUAUUAUUGUGCUCUUUCAUGCUAGGCCAUGUGACUAGCUGGGGUGCUGGCAUCAUCUUUGCUUGCUGUUAGUAGCUGGCAGUAGGUGGUGUGGGAAUGUGUUCAGCACUCUUCUGCAGCACGUGUUUAGGAUGUUCCUGAGCCACUGCAGGGGUAGACUGCUGCAGAGCACCUCCACCUCAUUUACAGACAGGAGCGAGAUCAUGAUCUGGGCCUUCAUUUUACAGAUUGUUUGGGUCUCUGGGAUGGAUGAGGAGAACUGGGCUAAUUAAGUCAAAUCAGAUGAGAAAGGGUCUUUUGUUUUUCAGUUUACUGGCUCACAAAAUGUGUGUUCAGUCAUGUGUGGAUGAGCCUAGUGUCCUAUAAAGAGAGAACCUAUGAAGUAAGCUGUUGUGUUCAGUCAAUGCGAUAUAGGAGGAUAUGGCACGUGGGGUGCUGAAUGUAAAGUAGAGCACGUAACAAUUCACACUCAGAGUGGCGUUCUUUAGAAGCAUAGCUGCCUUUAAAAAACAAAGUUUAGUAAAAGCACACGUUGUAGAUAAUCCCACGAGGUGUUCAGAUACACUUUAAUUUGAGUGGUGUUGGGCAUGGAAGAUUGUACGCUACUGACUUUCAUUUUAAAGAAACUCGUAUCACAAAAGUUGCUUUGGUCCUUUUGGACUGCAGGAUCAAACCUUAUCUGUAACUGCAUCUUCUAACGGGACAAAAAUAGGGUCCUACACAGAUGUGAUCCUUUCAUGAUGGGGACUUAAUUUAAGCCCAGUGGGUUGGGUUUUUGUCUCCCAUUUUUUACUCUUGCUUUCCCUGAGUGGGGAAGUGCUAAACGGGCUACUCUGGGCCUGACACACACGCCCCUCAAAGCAUGUCACCUCCACAAUGACGUGAGGUGGGUUCUAUUCCUAUUCCUCGGGCUCCAGAUCUGAGCUUCACACAUAGCAUUCGUUUAGUCCAGCUGGGUGACUUUAAUAAUAAAGUGCAGCAGUUUCCUAAAAAAAUAAAAAUUAAGUGCUAUUUUGGACUUCAUGAGAAGUCAAAAUCAAGCAAGCACUUUAAAGUUACUGUAGAAUGAAGAGUGAUAUAAACGUGGUUCUCUGAAUUUGCAAAAGAUUGUACACGUGUGCUGAUGAAGACAGAGUAUCUAUAUUAAACAAAGUUAACUAUGA